AUGUUGAAUAAUACGAGUAGUAAUAGUAAUAGUAAUAAUAGUAAGAAAAAAGUGGUUCCGGUGCGACAAUACCUCGACGAGUCCGUCGUCCCGUGCUUGCGAGAGGCGAUGAAAGAGCUCGUGAAAGUUCGACCGGAAGAUCCGCACGAGUUUCUAGCCAAGUAUUUGAUGAAACACAAUCCAAAUCAGCAACAGCAGCAUCAACAGCAGCAGCAGCAGACGACGACGACGGGGCAGAAAAUGAGCAGCAUUUUAGAGAACAACAACGCGAGCGAGAGAGCGGCGGAGAAGAGCAACGAUAAAGCGACCGAAGUGGAAGAGAGAAAAGGAGAAGAAGAAGUCCAAGAAGAGAAGAAAAAUGAAGGAGAGGCGUAG
This is a messenger RNA of Bathycoccus prasinos, 375 nucleotides long. RefSeq lists its product as hypothetical. NCBI's taxonomy places the organism in Eukaryota, Viridiplantae, Chlorophyta, Mamiellophyceae, Mamiellales, Bathycoccaceae. Gene Ontology annotation, cellular component: Set1C/COMPASS complex. The transcript has a single exon. The record is from RefSeq and is a predicted model, not a curated record. Bases 1 to 375 code for a protein of 124 amino acids.